GAUGUUUUUUAUCAUUAUACUUAUUUAUCAGGUUUUCAAGCUUGGUUGUAAAAUGACUACUAUAAUUAAGACAACAUGUCGGAAAUUUCCUCGUAUAAAAGCAGUCCGAGCUUACAUUUCUGACAACAAUGCCAGUGAUGACAAAGGAAAGGACCAAGGAGCAGACUGUUAUGACGUUGAUGAUAAACACUGGAUUAAUGGAUAUCCAACACCAAUUGCAAAUCCUAUGUCGGGAUAUGAUCAGUAUGCAGCCACAUGGAAAUCAUGGGGCAUUAACGCACUUGGCUCCUUAGUUGUCGAAGUUGAAGCCACUGACGGUACGACUGGUGUGGGGAUCUCAAUCGGUGGAGAACCUGGAUGCUACAUAGUGGAACAUCAUCUUAGUCGAUUCAUUGAAGGUCAGGACCCCAGAGAUGUUGAACUUAUGUGGGACCAGAUGUUUCGGGCGACGUGGAAUUACGGUAGGAAAGGGCUAUCGGUUCAAGCAAUAAGCGCAGUUGAUCUUGCGCUUUGGGAUUUGAUUGGAAAAAUUAGACAAGAGCCAGUAUAUGCCUUGCUUGGCGGUAAAACUAAACAGAGACUCCCUGUUUAUUGCACGACUACGCGACCAGACAUUGCAAAAGAGCUUGGAUUUGUAGGGGCAAAGGUUUCGUGUCCUUAUGGGCCAUCAGCUGGUGAUGAAGGUUUUCGAAAGAAUGUAGAAUUUUUCAAGAACUGGCGGGAAAAGGUCGGACCUGAUUUUCCUUUAAUGUUAGACUGUUACAUGGCAUUGACUGUACCGUAUUCUAUCAAACUCGCAAAAGCACUAGAAACAUAUGGACUGAAGUGGAUCGAAGAAUUUCUUCCGCCAGAUAAUUACACCGGAUACAGCGAUGUUCGUGAUUCAAUGCGCGGCAGCACUGUCCUUCUUACUACAGGGGAGCAUGAGUACAGCAGAUAUGGAUUUGAACAGUUGAUUUCAAGAGGAUGUGUAGAUAUUCUUCAGCCAGACAUCACUUGGCUCGGAGGUAUUACCGAAGCACGUAGGAUAUGCGCAAUGGCAUCUCCUUAUGAUAUUAUGGUAAUUCCUCAUAUAUCAAGUGUGUAUUCAUACCAUCUACAAUAUGCUUUUCAAAACUGUCCAAUUGCUGAAUUUAUCAAUUUAAGUCCAAAGGCUGAUACAAUAUCCCCAUUCUUUAGUGGUCUUUUCCUAGACGAACCUCUGCCAGCUAACGGAUUCAUUGAUUUACCAGAUCGUCCUGGAUUUGGUGUAACUCUUUGUCGCGAUACACUCAGACGUCCCUAUCAGAGAACAGAGGAACAAAGCCAAGAACAAGCAGACCGAAAUAUUAAGAAGGCUGUUGUGGAAAAAGCGCAUAUGCCAUUUUAA
Mytilus californianus (California mussel) is the source of this 1369-nucleotide messenger RNA. RefSeq names its product L-rhamnonate dehydratase-like. Gene Ontology annotation, molecular function: magnesium ion binding; hydro-lyase activity. Lineage: Eukaryota; Metazoa; Mollusca; Bivalvia; Mytilida; Mytilidae. Bases 2 to 1369 code for a protein of 455 amino acids. The record is from RefSeq and is a predicted model, not a curated record. Gene Ontology annotation, biological process: amino acid catabolic process; carbohydrate catabolic process. The transcript has a single exon.